Molecule: messenger RNA, 3404 nt
Organism: Elaeis guineensis (African oil palm)
Lineage: Eukaryota; Viridiplantae; Streptophyta; Magnoliopsida; Arecales; Arecaceae
Product: potassium transporter 2
Biological process (GO): potassium ion transmembrane transport
Cellular component (GO): plasma membrane
Molecular function (GO): potassium ion transmembrane transporter activity
Source: RefSeq, a predicted model, not a curated record
UGAUGUGAUCCCUUUCACGUGGGGGAUUUUUUUUUUUUUUUUGGUGUGUGUGUUCCCCUUUUCGAAUCUAAUGAAAUCCACAUGGCUCCACCAUCUGUAUAUUUGCUAUUACUGCCGAUUUCCAUUGCCCGUCUUCAUGACCUAAACUUGCGAUAAGAAAAUGGUGAGAUGUUUGGGCAGAGAAUGGUGUGAUUCAGGCAUGUGGGUUGUUCCUGUUUAAGAUAGUGAGAGAGGCUAAGUUUGAUAUCUCUCCACAUGGGAACGUACUCUUUUUGUUCCUAUAGUUUUUAUUGUUAUAUGUUUUUUCUCUAUCAGAGCAGAGCUAUCAUGUGAACAUGUCUCUCUCCAUAUGAAGCUGCGUUGAACACGGAGAAAGUAGAUUUGUUGUAUGCUAUUGCAUGGAAAGAUGGUGCGUGACGCUAAAAGAGUCCACAAUUGAGUGUUUGUCUGGAUCUUAGGCUAUUGGGUAUAAGAUAAGCGGCGAUCAAAUAGUUGUGAUACUGAAGAUUGCUCUUGUUUCUGUUGCUGUCCUUUUAAGUCAUCUCUCAGUUUUCAUGAUAUCUUCUUGUUCGUGCAAUUCUUGAGGAACUUUGGCUGCUCUAAUGCAGAUCUGCACGUGCGACUAGCCUGCAAAGAGUAGAAUUGGAGAUUGAGUUCAAGUUUGAUAUGGAUCCUGAGAUUGGAAAGUGUUCGACAUCUCAAAAGAAGAAUUCUUGGAAGGCAACAUUGCUUUUAGCAUAUCAAAGUUUAGGCGUGGUGUAUGGUGACUUGAGCAUUUCCCCUUUGUAUGUCUACAAGAGUACGUUUGCAGAUGACAUCACCCAUUCAGAGAGUAAUAAAGAGAUCUAUGGUGUGCUCUCCUUGGUAUUCUGGACGCUUACCCUUGUCCCUCUUUUCAAGUAUGUCUUCAUAGUUCUUAGAGCUGAUGAUAAUGGCCAGGGUGGUACUUUUGCAUUGUAUUCAUUGAUAUGUAGACAUGCCAAGGUGAGCCUUCUGCCUAAUAGGCAGGCAGCAGAUGAAGAACUAUCCACAUACAGACAUGAGUGCCCUCCAGAAGCAAAUUAUAAGUCAAGGAUCAAGGUUUUGCUUGAGAAGCACAAGAACUUGCAUAUUGCGUUGCUUAUAGUGGUUAUGCUUGGGACAUGCAUGGUGAUUGGAGAUGGUGUGCUCACACCAGCUAUAUCAGUUUACUCUGCUGUCUCAGGGCUUCAGUUGUCUAUGUCUGAAGUUCACCAAGAAUAUGUUGUGGUUCCUAUCACUUGCUUCGCAAUAUUGUGUUUGUUUGUGCUCCAACACUAUGGCACUCAUCGGGUUGGUUUCUUGUUUGCACCAAUUGUCUUGACUUGGCUACUGUGCAUUAGUGCACUUGGCAUAUGCAAUAUCAUUCAGUGGAAUCCACAUAUCUACAAAGCACUUUCUCCAUAUUACAUGUUCAAGUUCUUGAAGGAAACAAGAAAGGCUGGGUGGAUGUCCUUGGGUGGUGUCCUAUUAUGCAUGACAGGUUCAGAGGCAAUGUUUGCAGAUCUUGGUCAUUUCUCAUACACUUCAAUUCAGAUCGCUUUCACUUUAUUUGUUUAUCCAGCACUAAUACUGGGAUACAUGGGUCAAGCAGCUUAUUUAUCCAGACAUCACAAAAAUGACACAAGUUACCAUAUUGGUUUUUAUGUUUCUGUUCCAGAAUGGGUAAGAUGGCCUGUCCUUGUGAUAGCCAUACUAGUUUCCAUUGUGGGAAGUCAAGCAAUUAUUAGUGGAACAUUCUCUAUCAUAAACCAAAGCCAAUGUCUUGGUUGCUUCCCAAGAGUCAAGGUAGUUCACACCUCCAACAAGAUAAAUGGCCAGAUCUAUAUCCCAGAGAUCAAUUGGAUGCUCAUGGUUCUCUGUGUAGCAGUUGCUGUCGGCUUCAGAGACACAAAACACAUGGGCAAUGCAUCAGGCCUGGCAGUAAUCACGGUGAUGCUGGUUACAACAUGCCUCACUUCCUUGGUCAUAAUCUUAAGAUGGCACAAGUCCCCUCUUUUGGCCCUUUGCUUUCUCUUUUUCUUUGGCUCCAUUGAGGCCCUCUAUUUCUCUGCGUCCCUUGUUAAAUUUCUUGAUGGUGCUUGGCUUCCCAUCCUUCUUGCCCUCUUCCUUAUGAUUGUUAUGUUUACCUGGCACUAUGCCACAACUAAGAAGUAUGAGUUUGAUUUACACAACAAGGUCUCCCUAGACUGGCUCCUUGCACUGGGCAACUCCCUUGGCAUUACACGUGUUCCUGGCAUUGGCCUUGUGUACUCUGACCUUGUAUCUGGUGUGCCGGCUAACUUUUCGCACUUUGUAACUAACCUCCCGGCAUUCCACCACAUCUUAGUUUUUGUUUGUAUAAAAUAUAUUCCUGUUCCAUUUGUGCCACCUGCAGAAAGGUACCUUGUGGGUCGAGUGGGCCCACCAGAUCACCGGUCUUAUCGGUGCAUUGUGCGGUAUGGCUAUCGCGAUGUCCACCAGGACAUGGACUCGUUUGAGUCUGAGCUCAUUAUGAGUCUAGCUGAAUUCAUACAGUCUGAAGCAUCCUAUCAUGGAAACCAGCAUAGCAAUGUUGUUGAUGGUCAGCUCACUGUUAUUGGAAGCCUGCUGCCAAGAGACUAUGAAUUCGAGGAAAGCAUCCAACAGGCAAGGAGCUCAACGCAGUCCUUAAGUGAAAGAAAUGUUAAAGAGUUGGAACCUGUGGACAGUGUGAAAAAAGUUAGGUUCCAAAUAGAGGAUACUGAUUGCUCAAAGAAGGAUGGGCCUGCAAGGGAGGAGCUGGAGGACCUGUUGACAGCACGAGAGGCUGGUACUGCUUUCAUCCUGGGACAUUCACAUGUACACGCAAAACCAGGAUCGUCGAUCAUGAAGAAGAUAGCAAUUAAUUUUGGCUACAAUUUCCUAAAGAGGAAUUGCCGGGGGCCAGAUGUGGCUCUCCGAGUGCCUCCAGCAUCUCUCCUUGAAGUUGGGAUGGUCUAUGUCUUGUGAGCUGAAGCCUGUGUGGUCAUCUAGUGUGCCAGUCUGUGCAGAUGCAUAGAGGUAAGCAAUUACUGGCUAAAGACCUGGGGAAGAUAUAAUGUGUUUGGAAAGCCUUAAAUGGGGUAAGAUACAAACUGAAGCUUGAGAGAAAGCCUCCUUAUUGAGGUUGCAGCCUAGCUCCAAUCUCCUACAGGCCAUUUGAGUUGUUCAUGAAUAGAGCUGACCAUGGUUAUAUUGUAUAUUGAAAUUGUAGGUCUCCAUAAAAUGAUCCGAUGAUAUCAGAGCAAUGAUAGUAUGGUCAGCAUUAAAAGUUUGUUUGGAUGUGUCAUGUAUAAUUUCUAACUUGAAAAAGACUAAUGCAACAGCCUGUAGAUUUUUGUAAGUUUUGAACAAAUGGUUAUUCACUUUUUUGGUCUACUUCUCUA